This is a messenger RNA of Trichoderma asperellum CBS 433.97, 735 nucleotides long. Lineage: Eukaryota; Fungi; Ascomycota; Sordariomycetes; Hypocreales; Hypocreaceae. The record is from RefSeq and is a predicted model, not a curated record.
AUGGCUGGCACUUCAUCUCACUUCUCAACUCGCUCCACCACGCGAUGCCCGAUCUUGCCAAGCCUGACGGAGCAGAUGUCCCUGGCAAAUGGAAUUUCGAUUGGCGGACAGACUGGUAUGGCAACAGGGUUGCAGCGCGAUUUGCACUAUGGCUACUACUACUACCAAUGUGGCAUACUCGUACGAGCAUGCCUAGGCAAACACAAUGCUAUUUCCGCAUGCGGGAGAUGGGAGCUAGGCUGGCCUUCCGGCUCUCCGGUCUCUGCUUGCAGGGAAGAAAGAGGCAGGGCGUUUGAAGCAUGUAUACGAUCAACGCGCAAGAGUGCUCUAGCAACCUACACUUGGAGCAAAACAACCGUUUCAAAUUCUUGUAAAGCUCAUGUCAAAAGCAGCUUUAGAUACUGCCAAAUGCGACAAUGGCCUGACACGCCCCCGCUUCAGCUAUUUUAUUGCUAUAUGGGCAUGGAAUCCCCUUCCAGCCAUAUUCCUGGUAAAUCUGCAUCCCCUGUCGGACAGCAAGCGGCCUGGACACAUCGGGUUACAUCCUCUGCAACGCGCCCACUGCAGCCCAUCAAAGACAUCCCUUCUUGCAUCCGAAACUCCCUGCUCAUCUUCGUGGGGAGCCGCGUCUGUUCCGUACAAGGAUACCAGUUAGGAAGCGAUAGCUGUGACUACACAGCACUCUUCAACGCAACGGCCCGCCGAUCACCAUUACUCAUGCUGAAGUACACAUGA